Molecule: messenger RNA, 1586 nt
Organism: Xenopus tropicalis (tropical clawed frog)
Lineage: Eukaryota; Metazoa; Chordata; Amphibia; Anura; Pipidae
Gene: bysl
Product: bystin like
Exons: 7
Coding region: 19-1320 (433 amino acids)
Source: RefSeq, marked provisional
CACGUGUAUGUCAGGAAAAUGCCAAAGCACAAAAAUUCUCGGGGAGCUGCUUCUCGCUUACUCCCCUUAGCUGAUCAGAUCGAACAGGAGGGAGAAAUUAGACCCUCGUUCCGUAAUAAGCGCAAGGGGAAACCUACAGACGACGCCGAAGAUGAUGGAUACGUGGACGAGAAAUUGUCCCGAAGGAUUCUGGAGCAGGCCCGUAUUCAGCAGGAGGAAUUGGAGGCCGAAUAUAGUCUGGGGAAUGUGACCCCUAAAGAGAGGACAACUGUUUUAGAUUCCAAGAACAGAGCAGAGGGUUCAGACUCUGAAGAUGAUGAGUGGCCUUCAUUGGAGAAGGCAGCCAGUCUGGAGAAAGGUACCCUCAACGAGGAGGUACAAAUUAACCCUGAAGAUGAAAAGGCAAUGGAAAUGUUUAUGAAUAAGAACCCUCCACUAAGACGCACUCUAGCUGAUAUAAUUAUGGAAAAGAUCACAGAGAAGCAAACAGAGGUAGAAACUAUGAUGUCAGAGGUCUCUGGACGGCCAAUGCCACAGUUGGACCCCCGGGUACUUGAGGUUUAUAAAGGGGUAAAAGAGGUCCUGUCUUCUUAUCGUAGUGGAAAGCUGCCAAAAGCUUUUAAAAUAGUUCCUGCUCUCUCAAAUUGGGAGCAGAUUCUGUACAUUACAGAGCCUGAAACUUGGACAGCUGCAGCUAUGUACCAGGCUACCAGGAUUUUCUCCUCUAAUCUGUCAGAACGUAUGGCUCAGCGCUAUUAUAAUCUGGUCCUGCUCCCCCGUGUACGAGAUGAUAUAGCGGAAUACAAACGCCUCAAUUUUCAUCUAUACAUGGCUCUUAAAAAGGCUCUUUUUAAACCAGGUGCCUGGUUUAAAGGUAUCUUAAUUCCACUUUGUGAAUCUGGGACGUGCACAUUGCGGGAGGCUGUAAUUAUUGGGAGCAUCAUCACCAAGUGCUCAAUACCUGUCUUGCACUCCAGUGCUGCCAUGCUGAAGAUUGCAGAGAUGGAAUAUAAUGGGGCCAACAGUAUUUUUCUACGACUGUUAAUUGAUAAGAAAUAUGCCCUUCCCUUUCGUGUUUUGGAUGCACUUGUCUUUCACUUCCUGGCAUUUCGUUCAGACAAGCGAACCCUCCCAGUGCUUUGGCACCAGAGUCUUCUUACACUCUGCCAACGUUACAAAGAUGAUAUGUCUUCAGAGCAGAAAGAGGCUUUGUUAGACCUAUUGCGGAUACAUACACACCCACAGAUAUCCAAUGAAAUUCGUCGAGAGCUAGCCAACUCCAAAUCACGAGAUGCUGAAGUGCCAGUUGCUAUGGACUAAUGAAAUUGACUCUUUCUGACUUUUUGGCUUCAUUUACAAUAAGAUGUUUUUUUUCCAUUUGAUGAGUGUGAAAAUGGAAAGAAUAGCAGCACCAUGUCUCUUUAAACAGAUAUUGGUUAAAAUAUAUUUCUAUGAUGUGCCAUUGGUGAAAAUGCCUAUUCAUAUAGAAGUAUGACAUUUUUAAAGUAUUUCUAACCAGAUCUCAAAAAGAAACAAUUACUGAUUUGUAAAUUGGUACAAAACAUAAAACACAAGACUGUCAAAUA